Messenger RNA from Trachymyrmex septentrionalis, 938 nucleotides. RefSeq names its product TWiK family of potassium channels protein 18-like. Gene Ontology annotation, molecular function: potassium ion leak channel activity. The transcript is spliced from 5 exons. Lineage: Eukaryota; Metazoa; Arthropoda; Insecta; Hymenoptera; Formicidae. The record is from RefSeq and is a predicted model, not a curated record. Bases 21 to 938 code for a protein of 305 amino acids. Gene Ontology annotation, cellular component: membrane. Gene Ontology annotation, biological process: potassium ion transmembrane transport; stabilization of membrane potential.
UUGAGAAGUCGUAAUCGUCGAUGGAAACGGAUAGGACGUCCCGUUCGUCAGUCAGUAGGAGUUGGCAACGCGGAAGUUAUCGGAGCCGGAGCGGAAGACGGCGGAAACGCAAGCGGAAGCCAUGGGGUGAGCGGAUCGCCGACUGGAUCAGGACGCUGAUAGCAUUCCUCUUCAGUAACGUCGGCAUCGUGUGUCUAGUAGUGGGCUACACUAUAGCGGGCGCCUUCCUAUUCAUCUACAUCGAGGGUAAAAUCAGCUUGAAUAUCGCCGACGACGUCAUCAAGCUAAGAAAUUCGACGGCCGUCUCUCUUUGGGAGCUUACUUCUAAGGAAAAUGUGUUUUCGGAAAAACUCUGGAAGGAGGAGGUAAGAAACAUUCUCGAGAAUUACCAAACGACGAUAGUCUCAUUUAUAAAAAAUGGAUACAAUGGUAUGAAGGAAACUAAGUGGACUUUUGCCGGUGCUUUUCUGUAUUCCCUUACCGUGAUAACGACCAUCGGUUAUGGCAACCUUUGUCCCAAGACGAAAUGGGGCAAAAUCGCGACUAUAGUGUACGCAAUAAUAGGGAUGCCGCUUUUCCUUCUCUACCUCAGCAAUAUCGGUGACAUUCUGGCCAGAAGUUUCAAGUGGACCUACGCCCGCUGUUGCUUGUGCAAAUGCCGAAGAAGACCAUACGAUGCAGCAAGCGCGAGAGCGUCGGAGAUAUCGAAUGAUCCAGCUGCGAAAAGAGAUCGGUGGCAGCAGAUUGUAAGCACGUAUGGCGAGGAGGUAGAUACGUCAAGCUUGAAUGUAGAAGAAACUUUACCUAGAGACGACGACAACGGAGAAGUUAACGGAAGCGACGGCGACGACGAAGACGAUGACGACGAGAGUGACAGCUACGAUCCUCAGCACGUCACAGUGCCGUUAACUCUCUGUCUUGCUAUUAUGGUGGGGUGA